GGGCCAAGCUUUGCCUGGACAGGCCAAGCCGCAUCAUCAAAACUUGAACCUCUUAACUUUAGGUUACACAAUGGAUCCAUCCAUGUCAACAUUCUUCUUACUACAUAGUAACUAACUAUGGAUAUUUACAUAUUACAUACUAUGUAUUCGUAUAUGUAUUCGUAUAUGUAUACAACAACCAACUCCUUUCUACACUUCCGUGCCGCACACUUAUCCUAUUCCUAUAAAACACUACCUAACCUCUUCAACAUCAAUAUACCCCUUGUUUAAUAUACCAAUUAUAACCCAAUUACCUCAUGGUCCAUCUGUCAAAUACCUAAUGAACCUUCUGUCUCGCCCGCUUCAUCCGGAACGGGGUUGGAAGGGGAGAGCUUUCGUAAUGCCAUAGCUUUUUUUGCCAGACCCACGACCGUCUACUCUUUUUUCUACUUAUACAUGUCCAAAUAUUGAAUUGGAACAGCAGUGUUCAGUGUUGGGUAUUAAUAAUCUAGAUGCUCCUCAAGUACCGCCGCUUCAGGCGUAACUACGUGCGCCCCGUCCUCCUAACCCUGUUCUUCAUCUUCCUCAUCGAUGCCUGCUUCCUCGUGCGCCGACGCCCCCAUACCCACCGCGCAAACCUAGACGACGACCGACGAUCCUUCGCUUUCACCUCCCCGGCCGGCAACGUCUCGGUCUUCAUCGCGUCGGUACAUCGUAAUACGGAACUGAUACAAAAGUCGGCAUGGAACGAGGCCAUCUUGAAUCUGGUCGACUACCUAGGCCCCGAGAACGUCCACGUGUCCGCCGUCGAGUCGGGUUCGCAGGAUGAGACGAAGCAGGCAUUGAUGGAACUCAAGGACGCCCUCGACCAGAGAGGGGCCUCGAAUACGGUCAGCUUGGGGUUGACGGUGUGGGAGCAAUUGGACGAAAUCGACGCGCGGCCGUCGCCGGACGCCAGAAGAGAGCCUGGAUGGAUUUGGAACGCUGCCGAAGAUCAAUUCGAGCUGCGCCGGAUACCCUACCUUUCCAGGGUGCGCAACCAGGCUAUGGAACCGCUUAAACAGCUGGAGAGUGAAGGGAAACGGUUUGAUAAGGUGCUCUGGGUGAACGAUGUGGUGUUCGAUACCGAGGAUAUCGUCACGCUCUUAAAUACUCGUGAUAAUGAAUAUGCAGCCGCUUGCUCCAUGGAUUAUAAGUCGUCGCCUCAAUACUACGACACGUUUGCGCUCCGAGAUGACUUGGGUUUGAAGACGAUAUCCCUUUACUGGCCGUGGUUCCAGUCUCCUCUCGCGAGGGCAUCAGCCGAGCUUAACCAGCCCAUCCGUGUCACUUCGUGCUGGAACGGGAUCGUAGCUUUCGACGCGGCGCCCUUCUAUGCCAACCCCCCUUUACAAUUCCGCGGCAUCGACGAUAGUCUUGCCGAUUUCCACCUCGAAGGCUCAGAAUGCUGUCUCAUACAUGCCGACAACUACCUCACAAGCGAGAAGGGCGUAUGGCUGAAUCCCAACGUCCGGGUUGCGUACGGCGUAAAGACAUAUUACCAGGUCAAGACGGACCGCUUCCCCAACCAUUUCUGGACCGUGGUCGGCGCGUGGGUUAACCGGUUUAAGGGCUGGCACAUCGUGGUGCAGAGUUCGCUGGAAGCCCGGGUGGUUCGUAAUAGGGUAGAGCAGUGGAAGCUCGAGGACCCCGGUGGAGAUGUGCGGCGGUACGAGCCCGGAGAGGCCUGUCUCAUCAAUGAGAUGCAGAUCAUGUGGUCCAAUGGAUGGAAACACUUAUAAUAAUAUACCCAAAGUACCUAGGUUAAGGCGAUAGAUAAAAAAGGGGGUUGGUUAGAAAGGUGAGGAUAAAUAAAACAAAAAAGUCAAUGGGAUCUGAGAGAUAAUACCUCUUGAACACCACAAUAUAGAUACAGUCACUAUAUGAAGGUACCUGUCCAU
Hypoxylon fragiforme is the source of this 1919-nucleotide messenger RNA. RefSeq names its product glycosyltransferase family 69 protein. The transcript is spliced from 2 exons. The record is from RefSeq and is a predicted model, not a curated record. Bases 492 to 1760 code for a protein of 422 amino acids. NCBI's taxonomy places the organism in Eukaryota, Fungi, Ascomycota, Sordariomycetes, Xylariales, Hypoxylaceae.